AUGUCACAAACCUUGAUUCAAAGUCAAACCUUGAAUCUAUCUGGAUGUGUUAUUAGUUUGAACCUUCGGAUUGAGUUGGCGAGCAAAGUCAAUGGGGGAGGCGAGCCUGCAGAACUCGCCAGUGUAAGCGACGCGUAUGUCGUCAAGAACAGGCCCUCAACGGAGAACAAAGAUCUGCCGGAGCACAACCGUGAAACCCACGAAGAGUCCGUGGCCGAGCUCAAGGAACGACUGCGACUUGCAGAAUUGAAUAUAUCGAAACUGGGAGAGCUGUAUCGAAAAUACAGACUGCGUUGGCUAGAGGAAAAUCAUCGGGCAACGAUAUUGGAGGAAUACGCACCAAAUGGAAUCAGUACUACCUCUCCUGGCCAGAUUAUAUGGAACGCCCCUUCUCCCUUUCCAACUAAUGUCAACGACCCCGAGAAUCUAGAAGAAGACAUACCGUAG
Molecule: messenger RNA, 447 nt
Organism: Suillus clintonianus
Lineage: Eukaryota; Fungi; Basidiomycota; Agaricomycetes; Boletales; Suillaceae
Exons: 4
Coding region: 1-447 (148 amino acids)
Source: RefSeq, a predicted model, not a curated record